Molecule: messenger RNA, 773 nt
Organism: Glycine soja
Lineage: Eukaryota; Viridiplantae; Streptophyta; Magnoliopsida; Fabales; Fabaceae
Product: NDR1/HIN1-like protein 2
Exons: 1
Coding region: 189-743 (184 amino acids)
Biological process (GO): defense response to other organism
Source: RefSeq, a predicted model, not a curated record
AAGAGGCCUGGCCUUUGUUUCCUUUAUGUUAAAAGUCCAGAUACUGAUAAUAAAUAAUAAAAGGUAAAAACUAUAAUCAACACUAAGCUAUUCCUCUCUCUUUUUGGUUUGGACCAAUUAAUUAGAUUAAGGCUACCUAUUACUAUAUUUUCAUUCGUCCCUUCCACUGCUGUGGUUAGCAACGAUAUAUGAAAGUUCGAGCAACGAUGCCUGCAAUCUCUCCCGCGUACUAUGCGCCUAACUACAAUAACUUGCUGCACCAUUCACCACUUUAUAAUGAAAUUAAUGCGCUCUCUCAAAUAUCAAACAUUUUUGUCAAGAGUCUCUGCAUAUGGCUCCUGCAAGUUAUAGGCCUCUUAAGCCUUAUUGUUCUGUGCCUAUGGCUGGCCUUACGACCCAAGAGCCCCUCCUACUCCAUUGUGUUCAUCUCCAUAGGACAGCCCUCGAACUCAAAUGAAAACAACACCAUCUUUUACAACCUUGAUAUUGAAAACCCAAACAAGGACUCGAGCAUUUACUAUGACGACACAAUAUUAAGUUUCUUAUAUGGGGAGCAAGAGGAUGAUGUGGGGGAGACAACUAUAGGCUCAUUCCACCAAGGAACUGGCAACACCCGGGAUGUAUCCGAUACAGUUAAUGCCAAACCUCGACCAUUCAAACCUCUCUUAAAUGCCAUCUCAAAUGCAACCAGAGUUAAAAGUUGCUUUGAUCACAAGAUAUCAAUACAAGACAUGGGGAAUUAAGAGCAAGUUCCAUGGGUUACACCUCAAAGG